AACGUUAUCUGACGCAUUUCUACUAGUAGUUGUCUAAGAAAAAAAGCAAACAUACUAAACUCACACUCUACAAACCUAGUACGUGAGAUGCAGGACACGGUAAAUAUGGCGGCUGAAUCUGAGUUUGAUGAAGAAGAGGAGCCUUCGUUCAGCGAUGCGGAGGAUUUUGUGGAUGAUAUCGAGGAUGAAGAGUUGUUGGAAGAUGUUUUGAGAGACAGACCUUUAGAAGCUGAUGGCAUUGAUUCGGUGGUUGUGGUGGACAACGUUCCUCAGGUGGGCCCUGAACGACUGGAAAAACUGAAAAAUGUGAUCCAUAAAAUCUUCUCCAAAUUCGGAAAAAUCACGAAUGAAUUUUACCCUGAAGCAGCUGGGACCACCAAAGGGUACAUCUUUCUGGAGUAUGCAUCUCCUAACCAGGCUCUGGAAGCGGUGAAGAGUGCAGACGGUUACAAGCUGGACAAGCAGCACACAUUCAGAGUCAACCUUUUCACAGAUUUUGAUAAGUACAUGAACAUCAGUGAUCUGUGGGAAACUCCUGAAAAACAGCCAUUUAAAGACUUUGGCAACAUGAGGCACUGGCUUGAGGAUCAAGACUGUCGUGAUCAAUACAGUGUCAUCUAUGAGUCAGGAGAGCGAACCGCCAUAUUCUCGAAUGACCCAAAAGAGCCGAUACUGGUGGAAGAGAGAGCUCGCUGGACAGAGACUUAUGUCCGCUGGUCUCCCAAAGGCACAUACCUGGCCACCUUUCACCAAAGAGGAAUUGCAUUGUGGGGUGGAGAGAAGUUCAAGCAGAUCCAGCGGUUCAGCCAUCAGGGCGUCUCUCUCAUCGACUUCUCCCCAUGCGAAAGGUACGUGGUGACAUUCAGCCCACUGAUGGACACUAAAGAAGACCCUCAAGCCAUCAUCAUCUGGGACAUCCUGACCGGACAGAAGAAACGAGGCUUUCACUGUGAGAGUUCGGCACACUGGCCUAUUUUUAAGUGGAGUCAAGAUGGGAAGUUCUUUGCCAGAAUGACACAAGACACUCUGAGCAUCUAUGAAACCCCAUCAAUGGGACUGCUAGAUAAGAAGAGUUUGAAAAUAAGCGGAAUAAAAGAUUUCUCUUGGUCACCGGGAGACAACAUCAUUGCCUUUUGGGUCCCAGAAGACAAGGACAUUCCAGCCAGGGUGACGCUCAUGCAGUUCCCAUCCCGUUUAGAGAUUCGGGUGAGGAAUCUGUUCAAUGUGGUGGACUGUAAACUUCACUGGCAGCGGCAGGGCGACUACUUGUGUGUGAAAGUGGAUCGAACGCCCAGAGGAACACAGGGUGUUGUCACAAACUUUGAGAUUUUCCGCAUGAGAGAAAAGCAGGUUCCUGUAGAUGUGGUGGAAAUGAAAGAGAGCAUCAUUGCGUUUGCCUGGGAGCCCAAUGGCAGUAAGUUUGCAGUCUUACAUGGAGAGUCACCCAGAAUUAAUGCCUCAUUUUACCAUGUCAAGAGCAACGGAAAGAUUGAGCUUAUCAAGAUGUUUGAUAAGCAGCAGGCCAACAGUAUUUUUUGGAGUCCACAGGGCCAGUUCCUGGUACUGGCAGGUCUGCGAAGUAUGAAUGGUGCUCUUGCAUUUGUGGACACGUCAGAUUGUACCAUUAUGUAUAUCGCAGAGCAUUACAUGGCCUCUGAUGUGGAAUGGGACCCUACAGGCAGAUAUGUGGUGACUUCUGUUUCCUGGUGGAACCACAAGGUGGACAAUGCAUACUGGCUUUGGACGUUCCAGGGUCGUCUUCUGCAAAAGAACAACAAAGAUAGAUUCUGCCAGUUGCUAUGGAGACCACGCCCUCCAACUUUACUUAGUCAAGAGCAAAUAAAGGCGAUUAAGAAGGACCUCAAGAAGUAUUCAAAAAUCUUCGAGCAAAAGGACAGACUGAGCCAGUCUAAAGCUUCCAAGGAGUUAGUGGACAAACGUCGUCUGAUGAUGGAAGAUUACAGAAGGUACAAAGACAGUACAGUUCAGCUUUACAGCCAGCAGAGAGAGCUGCGUCUUCAGCUCAGAGGAGGUGUGGACACAGAUGAACUGGACAGUAAUGUGGAAGACUGGGAGGAAGAAACAAUUGAGUUUUUCAUCAAUGAGGAGAUCAUUAAUCUCGGAGACCUGGAGUAACUUGCAUGCAAAACCCUCCUGGAGAGCGCCACUGGUCCAUCUCAAGUGCUUCAUUGAGAGACACAUUAAGUAUGUUUACAUUUGCAGCUAUAAUCCAGACGGUCUUUGAAUACUCAAGUGCUUGAUCAAAUAUUCCCAAUAACAAAUGCAUAAUCAAAUAUAUGAAAUUGAGGUCGCAAUAGCCUUUUCUAAUGUUGUUAGAGAGAUAGUGGAAGUUAUUUUGGUUAAAAUAAUGUCACUGUUGUCCUUUGGAGCAACUGUGCAAAAGUUGAGAACAAUUGUAGUCAGAUUAAUUUUGUGAACAUAUUGGAUGAAGUCAAAAUGCUAAUGCAUUUUUAAGACUGGAAAUCCAAAUUUGCAAAAACCAACGUAGUACGAUUUCAGUAGGACAAAAGCCUUUAAAAGACUAAUUGUUUAAAGGUGCAUGUAAACACACUUCCUGAUUCACUGUAUAUUCCUGCUUAGAAGGGAUGUUGUUUGAUUCUAAUAUGAAUUUUAAGUAAGCUCAUAUCAGUCAUAACCCAGUUUUAGCUUAAUUUCUUUUAGAAUCUACAGGAAGGAUUACAGAGAAGUGACUUUUUCUUGUAAAAUUAUGUUUUUCAAUAAUUUUUUUCCUGACAGAAAAUGAAAACAUAGUUCUAAAAAACAAUGGCGCUGUUUUGUGGGUUAUUAUGGCUGAUGGGGUUCUGAUACAAGAGAAGAAUUUCUUUUGCACCGUGAUUUUGUUUAUGCAUUUUUACCCUACCUUUUUACAAAUUUUUUAUGUUACAGCCUUAUUCUAAAAUGGAUUAAACUCAUUUAUUUCCUCAAACUUCUACACACAAUACCCCAUAAUGACAAUGUGAAAAAACUUUUAGAAAUUGUUGCCAUUUUAUUAAAAAACUAAAAACCUGAAACAUCACAUGUACAGAAGUAUUAACAGCCUUUGCUGUGAAGUUCUAAAUUGAGCUCAGAAACAUUCUGUUUCCACUGAUCAUUCUUGAGAUGUUUCAGCAGCUUAAUUGGAGUUCACCUCUGCUCAAUUCAGUUGAUUGGACAUGAUUUGAAAAAUAUACACCUGUCUAAAUAAGGUCCCAGGGUUGACAGUGCAUGUCAAAGCACAAACCAAGCAUGAAGACAAAGGAAUUGUCUAUAGACCUCCGAGACAGGAUUGUCUUGAGGCACAAGGCUGGGGAAGGUUACAGAAAAACUUUUGCUGCUCUGAAAGUUCCAUAGAGCACAGUGGCCUCCAACAUCCGUAAGUGGAAGAUGUUUGGAACCACCAGGACUCUUCCUAGAGCUGGCCAGCCAUCUAAACUGAGUGAUCAGCGGAGAAGGCCCUUAGUCAGGGUGGUGAUGAAUAACCCGAUGAUCACUCUGUCUCAGCUUCAGCAUUCUUCUGUGGAUAUCAAUGGAGUGGCUUCACAACAACUCAGUGAAUGUCCUUGAGUGGCCCAGCCAGAGCCCAGUUUCAAAUCCUAUUGAAUAUCUCUGGAGAGAUCUGAAAAUGGCUGUACACCCAUCCAACCUGAUAGAGCUUGAGAGGUACUGCAAAGAGGAACGGGUAAAAAUUCCCAAAGACAGGUGUGCCAGGCUUGUGGCAUAUUCAAAAAGACUUGAGGCUGUAAUUGCUGCCAAAGGUGCAUCAACAAAUUAUUGAGCAAAGGCUGUGAAUACUUCUGUACAUGUGAUUUUUCAGGUUUCUUAUUUUUAAUAAAUUUCCAACAAUUUCAAAAAAAUCUUUUUUACAUUGUCAUUAUGGGGUAUUGUGUGUAGAAUUUUGAGGAAAUAAAUGAAUUUAAUCCAAUUUGGAAUAAGGCUGAAACAUUAAGAAAUGGGGAAAAAAUUCUGCACUGUAAUUCUAUAGAAAAUUCUAGACAUCAUGAAUCUUCACUUGUGACUUGGCAUGCCAAUGUGCUGCAGUAUUAUGAGGCAUAAUGUCAAUUCAAAGCUGCACUUGCUGUGAGUUAAAUAACUAUAUGGCAAUUUUAACACUAGCAUUGAAACAGACAGGUUUCAUUUAUGACAUAUUUGACAUAAAAAUAUUUGAUACAAGAUUUUAUUUUGUAUUUUAUUUAAUGUUGUCUUUUACAUGAAUUUCCCAUGAACUGACAUUGU
Danio aesculapii is the source of this 4233-nucleotide messenger RNA. Its product is annotated as eukaryotic translation initiation factor 3 subunit B-like. The record is from RefSeq and is a predicted model, not a curated record. The transcript is spliced from 18 exons. Lineage: Eukaryota; Metazoa; Chordata; Actinopteri; Cypriniformes; Danionidae. Gene Ontology annotation, molecular function: RNA binding; translation initiation factor binding; translation initiation factor activity. Gene Ontology annotation, biological process: translational initiation. Gene Ontology annotation, cellular component: eukaryotic translation initiation factor 3 complex. Bases 88 to 2136 code for a protein of 682 amino acids.